GGUCGUCCCCGUGAUCGCGAGCUGCUGGCAGCGAAAGGGGCAGCGCGCCGGCCUCUGCAGCCGGCGGCCGAAGCGGCCGGAUCGGGGACGGAAGGGCAGACCGACGUCUCCGAGCUGGAACCAUGUAAGGGCCAAGCCAGGAAGGCGGAAUACGCGAGCGCUCACAGGCUCUGUCUCCUGGUCCCCACCCGGCUCAGAAUGGAACAGAGGAGGCUCUGGCCGCGGGCUGCAGAGGUGGACGGCUGGCCUGUGGUCCUGCUCUCUGCCGUCUGCGUGCUGCUGGCACCCCCGGCGGCCGGCGUGCCCCAGUUCAGCACCUUCCACUCCGAGAACCGGGACUGGACCUUCAACCAUUUGACGGUGCACCGCGGAACGGGGGCAGUGUACGUGGGGGCCAUCAACCGCGUGUACAAGCUGACAGGCAACCUGACCAUCCAGGUGGCUCACAAGACGGGGCCGGAGGAGGACAACAAGUCCUGCUACCCGCCGCUCAUCGUUCAGCCCUGCAGCGAGGUGCUCACGCUCACCAACAACGUCAACAAGCUGCUCAUCAUCGACUACUCCGAGAACCGGCUGCUGGCCUGCGGCAGCCUGUACCAAGGGGUCUGCAAGCUGCUGCGGCUGGACGACCUCUUCAUCCUGGUGGAGCCGUCCCACAAGAAGGAGCACUACCUGUCCAGCGUCAACAAGACGGGGACGAUGUACGGGGUGAUCGUGCGCUCCGAGGGCGAGGACGGCAAGCUCUUCAUCGGCACUGCUGUGGACGGCAAGCAGGACUAUUUUCCCACCCUGUCCAGCCGCAAGCUGCCCCGCGACCCCGAGUCCUCCGCCAUGCUCGACUACGAGCUCCACAGCGACUUCGUCUCCUCACUCAUCAAGAUCCCAUCCGACACCCUGGCCCUGGUCGCCCACUUUGACAUCUUCUAUAUCUACGGCUUCGCCAGCGGGGGCUUCGUCUACUUCCUCACCGUCCAGCCUGAGACCCCCGAGGGCGUGGCCAUCAACUCGGCCGGAGACCUCUUUUACACCUCGCGCGUCGUGAGGCUCUGCAAGGACGACCCCAAGUUCCACUCCUACGUGUCCCUGCCCUUCGGCUGCACGCGGGCCGGCGUGGAAUAUCGCCUCCUGCAGGCUGCUUACCUCGCCAAGCCCGGGGACUCGCUGGCCCAGGCCUUCAACAUCAGCGGCCAGGACGACGUGCUCUUCGCCAUCUUCUCCAAAGGACAGAAGCAGUAUCACCACCCGCCGGAUGACUCCGCCCUCUGUGCCUUCCCCAUCCGCGCCAUCAACCUGCAGAUCAAAGAGCGCUUGCAGUCCUGCUACCAGGGCGAGGGCAACCUGGAGCUCAACUGGCUGCUGGGGAAGGAUGUGCAGUGCACCAAGGCGCCGGUGCCCAUCGAUGACAACUUCUGUGGACUGGACAUCAACCAGCCACUUGGAGGCUCAAUUCCAGUGGAGGGCCUGACCCUGUACACCACCAGCCGGGACCGCAUGACCUCGGUGGCGUCCUAUGUUUACAAUGGCUACAGCGUGGUGUUUGUGGGCACAAAGAGCGGCAAGCUGAAAAAGAUUCGAGCCGAUGGUCCCCCCCAUGGUGGGGUCCAAUAUGAGAUGGUCUCCGUGCUCAAAGAUGGGAGCCCCAUCCUCCGGGACAUGGCCUUCUCCAUUGAUCAGCGCUACCUAUACAUUAUGUCUGAGAGACAAAUCACCAGGGUCCCUGUGGAAUCCUGUGAACAGUACACGACUUGUGGGGAGUGCCUGAGCUCGGGGGACCCUCACUGUGGCUGGUGUGCCCUGCACAACAUGUGCUCCCGCAGGGACAAGUGCCAGCGGGCCUGGGAACCUAAUCGAUUUGCUGCCAGCAUCAGCCAGUGCAUGAGCCUCGAGGUGCAUCCCAGCAGCAUCUCAGUGUCUGAGCACAGCCGGCUGCUCAGCCUGGUUGUGAGUGAUGCUCCCGAUCUGUCUGCGGGCAUCUCCUGUGCCUUUGGGAACCUGACAGAGGUAGAGGGACAGGUAUCUGGGAGCCAGGUCAUCUGCAUCUCACCAGGGCCCAAGGUUGUCCCUGUCAUCCCUCUGGAUCAAGACUGGUUUGGGCUAGAGCUGCAGCUGAGAUCCAAGGAGACAGGAAAGAUAUUCGUCGGCACCGAGUUCAAGUUCUACAACUGCAGCGCCCACCAACUGUGCCUGUCUUGUGUCAACAGCGCCUUCCGCUGCCAUUGGUGCAAAUACCGAAAUCUCUGUACUCAUGACCCCACCACCUGCUCCUUCCAGGAGGGCCGGAUCAACAUUUCAGAGGACUGUCCCCAGCUGGUGCCCACGGAGGAGAUCCUGAUACCCGUCGGGGAAGUAAAACCAAUCACCCUCAAGGCUCGAAACCUGCCCCAGCCUCAGUCUGGCCAGAGAGGCUAUGAGUGCGUCCUCAACAUACAGGGGGCCAUCCACCGGGUCCCCGCUCUGCGUUUCAACAGCUCCAGCGUCCAGUGCCAGAACAGCUCGUACCAGUACGACGGGAUGGACAUCAGCAACCUGGCCGUGGACUUUGCCGUGGUGUGGAAUGGCAAUUUCAUCAUUGACAACCCUCAGGACCUGAAAGUCCACCUCUACAAGUGUGCAGCCCAGCGGGAGAGCUGUGGCCUCUGCCUCAAGGCCGACCGGAAGUUCGAGUGUGGCUGGUGCAGCGGUGAGCGCAGGUGCACCCUCCAGCAGCACUGUAGCAGCCCCUCCAGCCCCUGGCUUGACUGGUCCAGCCACAAUGUUAAGUGCUCCAACCCCCAAAUCACCGAGAUUUUGACGGUGUCCGGACCCCCUGAAGGAGGGACCCGAGUGACUAUCCAUGGCGUGAACCUGGGCCUGGACUUCUCUGAGAUCUCCCACCACGUGCAGGUGGCUGGGGUGCCCUGCACGCCCCUGCCGGGGGAUUAUAUCAUCGCUGAGCAGAUCGUUUGUGAAAUGGGCCAUGCCCUUGUGGGGACCACCUCUGGGCCUGUGCGCCUGUGCAUUGGCGAGUGUAAGCCAGAGUUCAUGACCAAAUCCCAUCAACAGUACACGUUUGUGAACCCUUCCGUGUUGUCACUCAACCCCAUCCGAGGGCCAGAGUCCGGAGGCACCAUGGUGACCAUCACGGGCCAUUACCUCGGGGCUGGGAGCAGCGUGGCUGUUUACCUGGGCAACCAGACCUGCGAGUUCUAUGGGCGAUCAAUGAAUGAGAUCGUGUGUGUCUCACCCCCGUCAUCCAAUGGGCUGGGGCCCGUCCCUGUCUCUGUGAGUGUCGACCGAGCCCGUGUAGACAACAACCUGCAGUUCGAGUACAUAGAUGACCCCCGGGUGCAGCGCAUUGAGCCCGAGUGGAGUAUCGCCAGUGGCCACACACCCCUGACCGUCACAGGCUUCAACCUGGAUGUCAUUCAGGAGCCAAGGAUCCGAGUCAAGUUUAAUGGGAAAGAAUCUGUCAAUGUGUGCAAAGUUGUGAACACCACCACCCUGACCUGCCUGGCACCCUCCCUGACCACGGACUACCGGCCCGGCCUGGACACCGUGGAACGGCCGGACGAGUUUGGAUUUGUCUUUAACAAUGUCCAGUCCUUGCUGAUUUACAACGACACCAAGUUCAUCUACUACCCCAACCCGACCUUUGAACUGCUCAGCCCCACUGGGGUCUUGGAUCAAAAGCCGGGAUCCCCCAUCAUUCUGAAGGGCAAAAACCUCUGCCCUCCUGCUUCUGGAGGUGCCAAACUCAACUACACCGUGCUGAUUGGAGAGACCCCAUGCGCUGUCACUGUGUCCGAGACGCAACUGCUCUGCGAGCCUCCCAACCUCACUGGGCAGCACAAGGUCAUGGUCCACGUGGGUGGCAUGGUAUUCUCGCCCGGCUCGGUGAGUGUCAUCUCAGACAGCUUGCUGACCCUGCCAGCCAUCGUCAGCAUCGCGGCGGGUGGCAGCCUACUGCUCAUCAUCGUCAUCAUUGUGCUCAUCGCCUACAAGCGCAAGUCUCGAGAAAAUGACCUUACUCUCAAGCGGCUCCAAAUGCAGAUGGACAACCUGGAGUCCCGUGUGGCCCUGGAGUGUAAGGAAGCUUUUGCCGAGCUCCAGACAGACAUCAACGAGCUGACCAGUGACCUGGACCGCUCAGGAAUCCCCUACCUGGACUAUCGGACCUAUGCUAUGCGAGUCCUGUUCCCCGGCAUUGAGGACCAUCCCGUCCUGCGUGAGCUGGAGGUGCAGGGCAACGGGCAGCAGCACGUGGAGAAGGCCCUGAAGCUCUUCGCCCAGCUCAUCAACAACAAGGUGUUCCUNCUGACCUUCAUCCGCACCUUGGAGCUGCAGCGCAGCUUCUCCAUGCGAGAUCGCGGCAACGUUGCCUCGCUCAUCAUGACCGGCCUGCAGGGCCGCCUGGAGUACGCCACCGACGUCCUCAAGCAGCUGCUCUCUGACCUCAUCGAUAAGAACCUGGAGAACAAGAACCACCCCAAGCUGCUUCUCCGGAGGACAGAGUCCGUGGCCGAGAAGAUGCUGACCAAUUGGUUUGCCUUCCUCCUGCACAAGUUCCUGAAGGAGUGUGCGGGGGAGCCGCUCUUCAUGCUGUACUGCGCCAUCAAGCAGCAGAUGGAGAAGGGCCCCAUCGAUGCCAUCACGGGCGAGGCCCGCUACUCCCUGAGCGAGGACAAGCUCAUCCGGCAGCAGAUCGAGUACAAGACCCUGAUCCUGAACUGCGUCAACCCUGACAACGAGAACAGUCCGGAGAUCCCAGUGAAGGUGUUGAACUGUGACACCAUCACGCAGGUCAAAGAGAAGAUUCUCGAUGCCGUCUACAAGAACGUGCCCUACUCCCAGCGGCCGAGGGCUGUUGACAUGGACUUGGAGUGGCGUCAAGGCCGGAUUGCCCGGGUCGUGCUGCAGGACGAGGACAUCACCACCAAGAUCGAGGGUGACUGGAAGCGGCUCAACACGCUGAUGCACUAUCAGGUAUCAGACAGAUCGGUGGUGGCUCUGGUCCCCAAACAGACCUCCUCCUACAACAUCCCUGCCUCUGCCAGUAUCUCCCGGACGUCCAUCAGCAGAUACGACUCCUCCUUCAGGUACACAGGCAGUCCUGACAGCCUGCGGUCUCGGGCCCCCAUGAUCACCCCAGACCUGGAGAGUGGGGUCAAGGUGUGGCACCUGGUGAAGAACCACGACCAUGGGGACCAGAAGGAGGGUGACCGGGGCAGCAAAAUGGUGUCCGAGAUCUACCUGACCCGGCUAUUGGCCACCAAGGGCACCCUGCAGAAGUUCGUGGACGACUUGUUUGAGACCUUAUUCAGCACCGUGCACCGGGGCAGCGCUCUCCCCCUGGCCAUCAAGUACAUGUUUGAUUUCCUGGAUGAGCAGGCAGACAGACACAGCAUCCACGACACAGAUGUGCGGCACACCUGGAAGAGCAACUGCCUCCCUCUGCGCUUCUGGGUGAACGUGAUCAAGAACCCCCAGUUUGUCUUUGACAUCCACAAGGGCAGCAUCACGGACGCCUGCCUCUCUGUGGUGGCCCAGACCUUCAUGGACUCUUGCUCAACAUCAGAGCACCGGCUGGGCAAGGACUCCCCUUCCAACAAGCUGCUCUAUGCCAAGGACAUCCCCAGCUACAAGAGCUGGGUGGAAAGAUACUACGCAGACAUCGCCAAGCUCCCCGCCAUCAGUGACCAGGACAUGAACGCCUACCUCGCCGAGCAAUCCCGCCUGCACGCCGUGGAGUUCAACAUGCUGAGUGCCCUCAAUGAGAUCUACUCCUACGUCAGCAAGUACAGCGAAGAGCUCAUUGGGGCACUCCAGCAGGAUGAGCAGGCCCGGCGACAGCGGCUGGCAUACAAGGUGGAACAGCUCAUAAACGCCAUGUCCAUUGAGAGCUGAGCGAUGGAGCCUCCUGUUCCUGGGAAGAGGGACCCGUGAAAGCUGUCACACUGGGCAUCUCAGAAGGAAGGACAAGUGAAGGGGAUCAGGCCCCAGCGCUUGCUGUCCCCUGAGACCCCCUCCCGGGGAGAGGGGA
This is a messenger RNA of Lipotes vexillifer (Yangtze River dolphin), 6019 nucleotides long. It is a transcript of the gene PLXNA2, whose product is annotated as plexin A2. Gene Ontology annotation, biological process: regulation of cell migration; semaphorin-plexin signaling pathway. NCBI's taxonomy places the organism in Eukaryota, Metazoa, Chordata, Mammalia, Artiodactyla, Lipotidae. Gene Ontology annotation, molecular function: semaphorin receptor activity; protein binding. Bases 199 to 5883 code for a protein of 1894 amino acids. Gene Ontology annotation, cellular component: plasma membrane; semaphorin receptor complex. The transcript has 33 exons. The record is from RefSeq and is a predicted model, not a curated record.